Molecule: messenger RNA, 555 nt
Organism: Sphenostylis stenocarpa
Lineage: Eukaryota; Viridiplantae; Streptophyta; Magnoliopsida; Fabales; Fabaceae
Source: the annotation of a GenBank genome assembly
AUGGGAUUGUGGGAAGUUUUUCUUAAUUGGCUUCGCAGCCUAUUCUUCAAGCAGGAGAUGGAGUUAUCUCUGAUAGGACUUCAGAAUGCUGGAAAGACUUCCCUUGUAAAUGUAGUUGCUACUGGUGGCUAUAGUGAGGACAUGAUUCCUACCGUGGGAUUCAAUAUGAGGAAAGUAACAAAAGGGAAUGUUACAAUAAAAUUAUGGGAUCUUGGAGGACAGCCUAGGUUCCGCAGCAUGUGGGAACGUUACUGUCGUGCAGUUUCUGCUAUUGUUUAUGUUGUUGAUGCUGCCGAUGCAGAUAACCUUAGCAUAUCAAGAAGUGAGCUUCAUGAUUUGCUGAGCAAACCAUCAUUGAGUGGCAUUCCUUUGUUGGUAUUGGGGAACAAGAUUGACAAACCGAGCGCUCUGUCUAAACAAGCAUUGACUGACCAAAUGGAUUUGAAGUCAAUCACUGACAGGGAAGUUUGCUGCUUCAUGAUCUCGUGCAAAAACUCGACCAACAUUGACUCUGUUAUCGACUGGCUUGUAAAGCAUUCCAAAUCAAAGAGCUGA